This is a messenger RNA of Dimorphilus gyrociliatus, 1480 nucleotides long. NCBI's taxonomy places the organism in Eukaryota, Metazoa, Annelida, Polychaeta, Dinophilidae. The record is from the annotation of a GenBank genome assembly.
AGACCUUGACCCUAAAUUUAUCGAGAACUUGGACCACGUUGUGCAAUCUUUUUAGACGGUUGGGCAUAUUAAAUCACUAUAUUGCAAGAAUAUAAAAUAUAAUAAAUAUAUUUUAUAACACUACUCGUAUAUUAUAACAGCUGAAAGCAAUAUUGCCAAGAUGACAGAAAAUUCUGAAAGUAAGAAUAUCAAUGAACCGCCAAAACCUUUAUUUCGCGAAUUGGUGGUCGAAGACGAUGAGCCAGAAGUAACUGAAAUAGAAAGCUUAUGUGUGAAUUGCGAGAACAAUGGAAUAACACGGCUGAUGUUGACUAAAAUACCACACUUCAGAGAAAUUGUUAUCUCUUCCUUCGAUUGCCCACACUGUGGUAACGCAAAUAGAGAAGUGCAGUCAGCCGGUAUAGUUGGAGAGAAAGGUGUUAAAUUUGAGCUUACUGUUAAAGAAAAAGAGGAUCUGAAUAGGCAAGUAAUUAAAUCAGAAUACGGAUCCUUCGCCAUACCUGACUUAGAAUUUGAGGAUGUUGUAGGAAAGAAGAGAGGAGAAAUAAAUACUCUUGAAGGUUUUAUGAAUGCUAUUAUCUCAAAUUUAGAAAUCCUUCAAGAUGAAAGAAAGUUGGAAACACCAGAAAUAGCUGAAAAAAUUAGUGAAUUUAUUGAAAAAUUAGAGAAACUAACAGAAGUAGAAAAACCAUUUACUUUUGUGUUAAAUGAUCCUUCUGGGAAUAGUUUUAUAGAGAACCCUUAUGCUCCUCAAGUCGACAAAAAUCUAAAAAUAAUACAUUACAGCAGAAGUGCACGCGAUAACGAACUACUGGGAUUUAGUAGCGAAGAAAAAGAGCCUGAGACUGAUGAAAAUUUAAAGGAUGAAGUUCUUCACUUUCAAACAAAUUGUUCCAGGUGUGGUUCCCCUGCUGAAAGCAAAAUGAAAAUGUUAGAUAUUCCCAUGUUCAAAGAAGUAAUUAUAAUGGCGAUAUCCUGUGAUAUGUGCGGCUAUAAGGAUAGCGAAGUUAAGAGUGGUAAGGGAAUUGAAGACAAGGGCAAGAAGAUUACCUUGAAAAUAACCGAUCCCAGUGACAUGUCUAGAGACAUUCUAAAAUCUAAUACGUGUAGUUUGAAGAUUCCUGAAUUAGAAUUUGAGCUGGUUGCUGGUACACUUGGUGGUAAAUUCACUACAAUCGAAGGAUUGCUAUUAGACAUAAUAACUCAGCUUUCAACUUCCAAUCCAUUCCUCAUUGGUGAUAGCGUUGAAGACAAUAUGAAUACAAAGCUAAAAGAAUUUUGUACAAAAUUGAAAAAUAUUGCUGAUGGAGAAUUAAAUAACGUUCAUAUCGAGUUAGACGACCCUGCGGGUAAUAGUUACUUACAGAACGUUUAUGCUCCUGAAGUUGAUCCCGAAAUGAAAAUAGAAGUUUACGAACGAACUCACGAGCAAGACGUAUUUUUGGGCAUAGACGGUCUUAAAAUGUCUCCGGCCUCGUAG